Messenger RNA from Colletotrichum higginsianum IMI 349063, 1158 nucleotides. Its product is annotated as Tubulin binding cofactor C. Gene Ontology annotation, biological process: tubulin complex assembly; post-chaperonin tubulin folding pathway. Lineage: Eukaryota; Fungi; Ascomycota; Sordariomycetes; Glomerellales; Glomerellaceae. The record is from RefSeq and is a predicted model, not a curated record. Gene Ontology annotation, molecular function: tubulin binding. The transcript has 4 exons. Bases 1 to 1158 code for a protein of 385 amino acids. Gene Ontology annotation, cellular component: cytoplasm.
AUGGCGCCUGAAGUACUUCAGCAAUUUGCCGUAGGAGGAGGACCAUUUCCAGUAACCAAGAUGCAGGACCCCAAAGAAAAGUUUUACCGCCACUUCCAGGACGAGGUUGCCAUUCUCCAGGAACAAAUCAACGGCAUCGGUUCCGUGGCUCAGGUUGGCGGUGAGAGGCAAGAUGCCAUUGACCACGUCCUAGCCGGCAUUUCGAACCUCUCCAACGAGGUCGCCGACGCCUCCGACUAUGUUCCCUCGUACGACUUGCGCAACUAUGCCCAGGCCGUCAAAGCUCUCACAGACAAGCUGAACGAGACGACGACGAAACUCGCCCCUCGUUCGCGCUUCCAGUUCAAGCCGCGGGGUGCCAGCGCAGCGACCAGCGACCUGGCUGCUCCUAAGAACGACCCGCGCCUCCUCGUCGGGAGCUCCCUCGCCGACCCCUUGCCCGCGUCCCGCGGCGGGCCCGUCGUCGCCGCGGACCUGUCGACCGAGAACGACGACGACCUUGGCGAUCUGCCGUCCUUCUCCAAGAACUACAACGAGGAGAUGGCGCGCCCGAGCGCCACCAAGGUGCGCAAGCCCAGCUUUUCCACCGCCAAGGACAUCGCCAUCUUCGGCCAGGAGGGCCUGCACAUCAUUUUGCCCUCGUCAGCAUCGAGGGCGACGUCGUCCGGCCGCCUGACGGACCUGAAGGGCUGCGUCGUCGACAUGUCCCUGGCGCUGUCCGGCACCACCUCGUUCGCGAACCUGGCGCUCAAGAACAUCGAGCGGAGCCUGAUCGUUGCCGGCAACGUCGCUGGGCCGGCGCAUAUAACCGGCGUCUCGGACAGCAUCAUCGUCGUCUCGGCGCGGCAGGUGCGCAUCCACGAGUGCAGAAACGUCGACAUCUACCUGCACUGCUCAAGCCAUCCCAUCAUCGAGGACUGCUCGAACAUGCGCUUCGCGCCGCUGCCGGCCAGCUUUGACACCCCGGAGGACCCUGUCAAGAACCAGUGGGACCAGGUCGACGAUUUCAAGUGGCUCAAGUCGGAGCCUAGUCCGAACUGGGGCGUGCUGCCGGAAGAGCAGAGGCUGGCGGAAGAGAUCUGGACUAAAGUUGUGCCGGGGGAGCGCGGCAAGGACCUGCAAGAUAUCCUCAAGGCCGUGGGUGUCCAGAAGCAGUGA